UUUUCACCUAAUAUCCUUCUCCUCUCUCCCGUGCCACACGCUCCCUCUGUCGGCUUCUUUAAUCAUCACAAUGUUCUUCUUCAACGCGCUCUCUGUCUCCCUCGCCCUUGCGGCCUCUACCUUGGCUGCUGUAACUCCUCUGAGCAAGCGCCAGGACAUCCCUGCCAACUGUAUCCCUAACCUCAAGUAUGUUGGUUACUACGGGGACAGUAUCACUCAGUACGAUGCGUCUUGCUACAACCUCGCCUCGACGUGCUUGGACUCUGCGCGCAACGGGUCGACCGACAUCUGGAGCAUCAAGACUUGCGUGGCCGCGCAGACCUGCGAUCCUAAAACCGCCUACCUCUUCGGCUGCCUGAACUCCAAUGUGGCAAACACGACUCACUUGGACUACAACGUCUACGCUAACAUUGUGGGCGACUGUGCCUGGGCCGACGGUGGCUGCCCUAUCACCCAGCAGAACUACAUCGAUUUCAUCUACAGUGCUUUGAGCGAGAUCGGCUCGUCGGUGUACCCUUCCUCUGUCGACACUGUUACCUCGAGCUGGUGGACUCCUAUCGUCAACUGGGCCGCUACGGGUACUACUAUCCCGUACACCAACUUUGACGACUGGCUGCACUACGGCGGUUUCUACAACUAAGCAUAGUCAUCCCAAGGUUGUCCUCUUCAGGAAUCACGGUACUUUGAUUCGUUUGGUUGGUCGGGUUGGAGCUCUUUCUUCUUGGGCUUCAUGGGUCGUAUUUAACUCUAUCACACAUUUCACUCCGACUAUAACUCGAUGUGGAUGGACUUUCGAACACUGAAUUCUCAACUAUAGUCCGCUCUUUUUGACUAUACCCAAUACCUUCGUUUUUGUAUGCUAAAUUUUCGUAAUUCUAACUGCACUGUUUUCUGCACAAUGGUCCCGAUGUGUGCCCUAGCUUCAUGAGCCGUGAA
Stereum hirsutum FP-91666 SS1 is the source of this 936-nucleotide messenger RNA. RefSeq lists its product as uncharacterized. Lineage: Eukaryota; Fungi; Basidiomycota; Agaricomycetes; Russulales; Stereaceae. Bases 71 to 640 code for a protein of 189 amino acids. The record is from RefSeq and is a predicted model, not a curated record. The transcript has 5 exons.